This is a messenger RNA of Penicillium hordei, 264 nucleotides long. RefSeq lists its product as uncharacterized. The transcript has a single exon. NCBI's taxonomy places the organism in Eukaryota, Fungi, Ascomycota, Eurotiomycetes, Eurotiales, Aspergillaceae. Bases 1 to 264 code for a protein of 87 amino acids. The record is from RefSeq and is a predicted model, not a curated record.
AUGAGACAGCGUUUUCGUAUUCCCCAGGGCUAUCCAGGUCUCCUGCAGACUUUGACAUACAACACUGACCCUAUCCAGAAACUAUCUAAAGAGUCUUUGGGCGUCGUUGCCGCCAAGCUUCGGUCCCAACUCGAUCCCAAGAAGAAUGCUCUUGUAUUCAAUACCCGUGCCCUCGCCACAUUUCUCAGCCGCUGGGCUGACAAGACCAAGGCGUCUUUUACCGCCAUGGUCAAUGUUUCAUCCGAUUUUAUGCUUAGCUCGUAG